This is a messenger RNA of Helobdella robusta, 2303 nucleotides long. RefSeq lists its product as hypothetical. The record is from RefSeq and is a predicted model, not a curated record. The transcript is spliced from 5 exons. The coding region runs from base 56 to 1936 and encodes 626 amino acids. Gene Ontology annotation, molecular function: protein binding. Lineage: Eukaryota; Metazoa; Annelida; Clitellata; Rhynchobdellida; Glossiphoniidae.
ACCUGCCAGAUUAAUGAAGGAUAUAAAUUUGAUAAAAAUAUAAAAAACGGAAGAGAUGGAUGGUGAAAUGAGCAAAAAGCGCAAAAUAGAGUCGGUGGAGACGGAUGGUGCCGCUGAUGACGGGGAGAGUGUUGAAAUGAACAAAAAGCUUAAAAUGGAGAAAGAAGAUGACGUCGAUGAAUCAUCAAAAAUAGUUUUAAUUUCAAAUGAAGGCGGUCGCUUCGAAGUUGAUAAAGAUUUAUUACUUCAGACCAGUGAUUAUUUUAGAGCCUUGGCGAACAGUGGAAUGAGAGAUGCACACUCUAAAGAACUUACGUUAGAGUGUCUUUCCGAUGCAAGUCUACAUGAAGUCAACAAUUUUUUAUCGAAUAUACAACUUAAUGAAGAUUUUUUUUAUGCCAGGGACUUGUGUUGUGUGGAAAAAGGUUUAGAGGGCUCAUUCUAUCUCCAAAUUCGGAGCAUGACAGAUAAAUAUCUUUUUUUAUUCAGUCAACAUUUGAAUGAAUCAACUUACGCAAACAUUUUGCAGUUCGCAAACAAGUUCGCCCUGUUUGGAGCAAUCGAAAGAGUUUUUGAAUUCAUUUUUGACAAUUUGAAGUGUAUUAUUUCGAGAUCCGAAAUACUAUCAUUGUCGCCAGAAGAUAUGAUUCGCUUGGUUGAAUCGGAAUUAGUUAAUGUUGAACGCGAAUUCGAUGUUUUUGAUAUGAUUCUAAGGUGGACUUUAGUUGACGAAUUGAGAAAACAGUAUGCAGAACCACUAUUCAGUAAGAUAAAGUACAAUUUGAUGGCGGUGGACAAAAAAAAGAAGGCUAACGACAUACUUAAUGAUUUACAAAUAAACCUUCAAACUGAAAUCCAUGGGUUUCGUACUAUUGGCACGAUAGUUGCUUUCGGAAAGCCUGAUUUCAAAGAUAACAUACAACAACCUUACUUUUCAUCGCUGCCUGUUUACGACUUUUUCAAAACUGUAAACAAGGAAGCCACUGAAUCUCCCGUCGUCCAUUUCAAAACAACAAAUAUUCAGCUGCAAAAUUUUCGCAAAUGGGGUUACAGCGUUUGCACUUUUGAUAAUGGAAUAUAUUUCGCAGGAGGUUAUUGUCCUUUAACCAAAGAAGUUUCAGUGUAUAAUCCUACCUUUUGCAAGUGGUCACGGUUGUCUGAUAUGCAAGUAGCAAGACAUGGUUUCUAUUUUGGUGAGAUGGGAGGACAUUUGUAUGCAGUUGCUGGUGAGACUUUUAAAGGCGUGAUAACUCGAAAAGUAGAGAGGUACAUUCCAGAUGAAGACAGAUGGUACAUAAUGGCACCUCUGCCUAUUGCUGUCAUCAUGCUUUCAGGCACUGCAUGCAACGGAAUGCUCUAUGUCAGUGGGGGGUGGAAAGUACCUGAUACUUUAGUCAACCUGGUGUAUAUGUACAACCCCGCACUUAACCAAUGGUCCGAAAAGGCUCCAAUGUUGACUGCACGUCAUGAUCACGUCAUGACGUCGGUAGGAAAUAAAAUUUUCGUCGUGGGAGGGAGAUUUUAUAAGAACGUAGACGGCGUUAUAGUCAGUGAAUAUGUCAUGGACGGAGAGAUGUUUGAUUGCACAACUGAUCAGUGGACAUCCGUACUGAGAAUUAAGGAGCCUUUCAACAAACCUCGUACUAGCGUUCUCAUCAACUGCACCCUGUAUUGUUUUGGUUUUGAUUACGGUAACGAGGGUUCACAAAAUUUGUUAUCUAUACAGGAAAUCAAUUUGAAAAGGUUUCUGAAUGAUAACAAGUCAUCACCAAAUGCACUGUCGGACCUAGCACCGAAUGAUGAACUCGAGAAAAAAAUCUCUAAUCGUACUGAUGACGAAUAUAUUGAUAGUGAAGAUUCAUGCCAUAUUCACAAAUUUUUUACUUCACACGAUCGGUCUAUUUACUAUGUUGGUCUUAUAGACAAGUUGCUUUAAAGUCAAAUGAGAGUUAUGUCAUUAACAAAGAUUACUUCGUAUAUGUUCAUCUUCUUUUAAUUCAUUUCUGUUAAUUGCAGAGAUUUUUUUACUAAUUUAACUUAAGUUUAAUUCAAAAAAAGCAUGCACGUUGAACAUUCACGUGUUAUUUUGUACAUAUCUUGUAAAUAAAAAUAAAUUAAUGCAUAUUUGGUUGCCGACACUUUCAAACGUAAUUUAUAUUUUUAUUAAAUUCUAUAGUUCUUUGUGUGACGAAUACAUAUCUGCCAAAAUGUUUUGAUUCUGAUCUUGCAAAAUAAGCCCAAGUGUUUUUAUAUAGCACGAGAUUAAAAUUUAAAUAUUCACAAAUUAAACGACAAAAAAUAAA